AUGCCGACCAAACUUGGAAGAAACUAUUUGAAUCUAUGUUUUUCAAAGAUCAAAAACCAACCCUCCCCUCAAUCUUCUCCGGCCACCACCCACACGGCUGACCACCGCCGUCAACCCCGCUCAUUCUCCACAGCCGCCACCUUCAUCUCAAACUACAACUCCCUCUACGAAGUCACCACCUCCGACUCCAAUUCCACCUCCAAACCCCUUUUUGCCCCCGCCAACGACGGUGCCGAUCCCGAAACCUAUGUUGCUGUCGACUUCAUCACCGCCUUCACCUCCCACCGCUUCUUCUUCUCCUCCCCCGGCAGCUCCAACUCCAUCAUAGAAUCCACCACAACCACCGCCGCUGAAUCCACAACCACUUCACUAUCUUCCGACGACUCAGCAGGCGACGACGACUUGAUGAUCUUCAAUAACAGCCUUGCAAUCCCGACGUACUCACCGGACCCGUAUGUGGACUUCCGUCGGUCAAUGCAGGAGAUGGUGGAGGCGCGUGAGGAAAUCGCGACGGCGACGAAAAAGUCAAGAUGGGAAUUCUUGCAUGAGCUUCUUUUAUGCUAUCUCGCACUUAAUCCUAAAACCACUCACAAACACAUCCUUAAAGCCUUCGCCGACCUUGCGACGGUAACAAAACCGCCAUUGCCGCCGGAGGCGACGGAGACGGACGGGAGCAGGGAUCGGGAAGGUGAGUCAGUUGCCGACGGCGGCGGCGGGUGUGAGGUCUCCGUCCAACAAAAUGAUAGAGAUUGAUGCAUAUAAUUAUUAAAUGUGGGGUUGCAUGAGAAAUUGAUUAGAAAAUAAGUUUGAUAUGAUUUUGAGUUUAUAAAUAUUUAUAUAAUAUAUGGGGGAAAAAAAUAAGUGGGUCCCACAAGACAUUGGUUUUUGUAACCUUAAUUAUUAGA
Molecule: messenger RNA, 905 nt
Organism: Cucurbita pepo subsp. pepo (vegetable marrow)
Lineage: Eukaryota; Viridiplantae; Streptophyta; Magnoliopsida; Cucurbitales; Cucurbitaceae
Biological process (GO): negative regulation of DNA-templated transcription
Source: RefSeq, a predicted model, not a curated record